This is a messenger RNA of Bactrocera oleae (olive fruit fly), 4594 nucleotides long. RefSeq lists its product as uncharacterized. NCBI's taxonomy places the organism in Eukaryota, Metazoa, Arthropoda, Insecta, Diptera, Tephritidae. The record is from RefSeq and is a predicted model, not a curated record.
CACUUUAUAUAAUAUUUUGAUAUACUUAUUUGACACAAUUCUUCAAAUCGCAGGAUGACAUCUAAAUACGAACUCAUCAAACUCAUCACAAGGCGCUUUCAGGGGGAUUUCCUAUUUUUGUUUAAUUUUCUAGGAUCUUGUAAGGUUCGAAUCUUUUCGGUCAAGCAGAAAAUUGUAACAGGUGAACACGGUCCAAAAGGUAUCAGGCCAUAAGCAUUAAAAAUGAUUAACAAUAAUCCAGAUAUACGUAUAUGGUAAAUUAAAUAAUUAGAGCUAAUAUUUGUUUUAAAUUUGUUCAAGCUUUUUAAGUGCUUUAAGCAGAACUGAUUGCAUUAACAAAAACAGCGAAAUAGUGAGAAAUACACCAUGCAACCCUACAGAGAAGGUUCCUUAUAUAUGUAUCCAAGCGAUUGUUGUUUAAAUACAAAAAUAACUCAAUACCAUCGCCUUUAAUAUAAUUAUAAUUAAUUUUCUCAGCAGACUAUUAUUCGGUAAUCGCACAAGACACUGUACCACUACCGACUGCAGCUGCCGUCAUAGCUAUUCGAUGGCGAUUACCACUUUCCGCCAUUCAGUCUCGUCUGUGAUACGGUCACGGGUGGCGUUCAAAGUGUUCGUGGCUUGACAGUUUGUACAUAAAAACACACAUGCAAAUGAUAUAUGAGAAAAAAAAAUAUUUCAGAAAUAACGCCAAGUGUAUAAUCUAAUGUUUUUGUAUACAGAAAAUUUGUAAAUAAAAUUUUAUGAGUAAUAUACAUUAGCAAAGUGCGAUUUUAAUAUUUGCUAAUAAAUUUCAAUUUGUACAAAGUGUGUGACUGCUGGAGUGCUGGAGGAAAAAAUUCUACGAAAGGAACGCCGCUUAUGCAUAUUCAGUUAGAAAUCUGAGUGAGAAAUAAACACAGAAUAAGCUUAACAAUGAAAACAAAAUAAUUAAAAGAAAAACUGUAAUGCAAUUUCUCUGCCCACUGCACGUGUAUUUUCAAGCCACAAUAACAAAGUGAAGAUAAAGAGAAAAAAUAAAAACAAACAACAGCAUCAAUUCAAAUUCGCCAAUUUGACGAGUGAAAAGCUUAUAGCGAAUAAGUGAACAAAUAAAAGAGAAAAAACAUAUAAAACAUAAAUAAAUAAAGACAAGGUGUGCCCCUUAAAGAAUAUGCACCACACGCUCUGGGCGGCAAACCAAACUAUCUACUAUGGCGACCAAAUCAGUGAGCACAAUUGACUCGACUGAUGAGGAUAAGGAACAUUUGCUUAAAAAUGGUACGAAAACUCAAAGCAACACAAAUAUGGAUUCAACGCCAAUAAAUGUUUCACCAAAAGAUGCCACUAAAUCGCCGGGAAUUUCUAAGGUAAUCGUACAGACAGAGGUACUUUCAUGUGCGGGACAGCAGUUAUUGAAAAAUGCGGUGUCCUCUUGUUGGCAAAAGGCAAUGCAACGCCUCACGAACACUGGCAAAACAGGCAGUCCAUCAGCCAAAUACUUCAAUUGGUCAUAUCGGGUACUACGCCGGAAGCAACUGCUGCUCUUACUCGCAUUUGUGAUAUUCAUUGUUUACUUGAGUAGUUCGAUGCGCGGAAGUGAUUAUGCGGAUGAGCGCAUUCCUGUCCUGCACUAUUCACAUGUGCCUGGCAUGAAGGUUUCCAUCAACUCGAUACUUUAUCGCGCCAGCACGUCGCGGUUUAACAGUGUUACUGCAAGGCCUUUACUGACACCACCGGCCGACACUGAGCUACCCUUGCCAGCGACCGCUUUGUCGACUCUUGAACUUUCUGAGACCUCAACCUUUGAUCAAACAACACAAAUCGCUGAAUCUUUUACUGAUUCUACUUCUCAAAAUCCCUUCACUAAUGACACAUAUAAAAUAAUGCGACCACCCACAGGUUAUCUUGUCUGGAGUGAAUCCUGUCGAAUACCGGACGUAGAUGUGCAUGCGCCGGACAUAAUGCAACACUUCAAACGUGAGAAAUACAAACCCUGCUCAAACAAAAAGCCGCUCACCACUGUAGCCUUCAAUGCUACUUCACGGGAGUACGUGCUGCGAAUUGAAGGGAGCGAAAUCAAAUCAUUCAGUAAAUCUGGGCGUAUCCAUUGCUGUUACCAAUCGAUAAUGCGCAAUGGAACUGGGACGAAAGCUGAUAUGGACUAUAGACUUAGUAAAUGUGUUCCUUUCAAGAAAAGUGUUUCUUUAUCGCCUUCUAUCCAAAAUAUUUUAGUACAAUGUGAUUCUAAUAAGCGAAAUGUAUAUAAAAAUGGGCAUCCAUUAAUAAAUGAAAAACCAAAAGUGCGGGAGCGUUUAAAAACUUGGAAAAAGAAGGAUACUGAACGUGGCCGGACAAAACCGCCCAGUAUUCUAAUGAUCGGCAUCGAUAGUAUAUCUCGUGUAAAUUUGAUAAGAGCCAUGCCGAAGACAGCCCAAUAUCUGUACGACAAUGAUUGGUUCGAACUAAGUGGCUACAAUAAGAUAGACGACAAUACAUUCCCGAAUUUUAUGGCUGUACUUGCUGGUUACAAUAAAGACAAUACAGUUACGAAAUGCCCUCCAAGAGUUUUGGGUGCCUUAGACAACUGCAGCUUGAUCUGGAAUACAUUUCGUGAACAUGGCUAUGUGACAGGUUAUGGAGAAGAUGCAGCAGAUAUAAGUACAUUCAACUACUACAAAGUGGGAUUUACGAAACCGCCCGUAGACUAUUACUUACGUCCAUUCCAACUAGCUGCGGAACAUCACUUACAUAAAACAUAUAAGUCUGGUCUCACCUUUUGCCUCGGCUAUCAGCAGUCUGCACAAUUCGUGUUGGAUUAUGCCAUUGAAUUUGCCGCACGUUUCAAAGACCAGCCAUUAUUCGGUUUAUUUUGGGCAAAUUCUUUUAGUCACAACAACUUAAGUGACUGCUCUUCGAUGGAUGUCGUAGUCCUUGACUAUUUGGAACGUUUAACGAAGUUAGGCAUACUCGAACAUAUGAUUGUCGUAUUUUUCAGCGAUCACGGUCUACGUUUUGGACCUGCACGCACAACCGCAUCCGGUCAUAUGGAGGAACGAUUACCAUUUAUCUUUAUUUGGUUGCCACAGUAUCUGAAGCAAAAAUACCCUAGCUUUGUAAAUGCUUUAAGUGUGAAUAAAAAUCGUCUGACCACACCGUAUGAUCUGCACAUGACACUUAAGCAUUUCCUCAGCAUGUCCGAGCGUGUUGAAGAUAAAUCCAAGUUUCUAACUGCGGCUGAAGGCUGUCAGAAUUGCCAAACGCUUUUAGAACCAGUGCCUUUGGAUCGUUCUUGUAACGAUGCAGCCAUCGAUGAACACUGGUGCACUUGUAUACCCUACAAUAAGGUGUAUAAAAACUCGAAUAUCAUACAAAAAUUGGGCAAUUCAACGGUUAACUCCAUAAAUGAACUAGUUCGUAAUUUUCGGAAUGGCACAGUCGCGUCUCAAUGUCGCGCUUUGCAGCUUAACAAUGUCGUGAGUGCGCAUCGCUCAUAUGACGCUUUCAGACCGAAGGAUGCAAACGGCACUGCUUUGGAUGUGUAUCGUCUACAUUUUGUUACGAAACCGAAUAAUGCCGAUUUUGAGGUAACACUGCGCUACAAUCCAGAGACUGAGGCUAUCCAUAUUACGGGUGAAAUAAGCCGCCUGGAUUCAUAUUACAAAGAUUCGCAUUGCAUAUCGGAUAGCUUUGUGAAGAAAUAUUGCUCUUGUGCCUAGCGUAAAACCACGUCUUCGGCGACAAAAAAUAGCACAACGAAUAAAGCGCACUGAUCAAUGUGGACCGCCUUUCAACGUGAAGGGUAAACGUCUCGUUUAAUUUAUGAUUUAUUAUGUACAGUAGUUAAAAAUGUUACUUAAGUUUCGAAAAAGAUUUGCCUAACUCUUAAGAAAACUCGUUUCUAUAGUCUUAAUAUUUUUCUAUAUGCAAGGAUUUUUCAUUUCACUUAAUGUUGCUAGGCUGAGAGUGAAAAUCAUAAAUUUUUCUAUUUAUCAUUGCAAUUUAAUGUCCGUACUUGUCAAGAUUAGAUCAAAAAGUCAUUUCAAAUUGGUGGAGGUGGCGUAAUGCUUAAAGUAUAGUGAAAGAAUUUAAAGAAAGAAAGAGAAAAACAGAAUUCGGUAAAAUUCAAAAUUCUGGAAAAUAAUGUUUUGAAUGUUGGUCACAACUCUUGGCCGAAACAAAAUGUAAAAUUAUGGUAAGAGUGUUCUUUCGAGAAACCAUCAACGGGCAACAGCAGGAUAAGAGUGUGUGCUACCUAAAACUGCGUGACUUAUUGAUCAAUUGGUACAGGCGUGAGUAGGUUCAUAUAUUAUACAUAUAGAUAUAUGAAGGAAUGUACAUAUGUGCUAAAUCACAAAAUUUAACAAUAAUCGCAUACGCUUGCCAAAACUAAAUGUAACUACAAAUGUUUUAAAUGAAACAAUAUACAAUAAAUAAAUUUAGCAUAUUGUAAGUAGUAUUAAAUGAUAAUCGAAAUGCUUUAGUGUUAUGCAUACAACAAUAUUUAACUUAAGUAUCCUUGAAUAAGUAUAACUUUUUACAAAUGCUAAUAUACUGUGAUUUGUAGUCAAUACUUUAACAUAAGGUGAUAAUAAAUUAAAUCAUAUUUUCUAUA